This is a messenger RNA of Maylandia zebra (zebra mbuna), 3963 nucleotides long. RefSeq names its product ubiquitin carboxyl-terminal hydrolase 22. Lineage: Eukaryota; Metazoa; Chordata; Actinopteri; Cichliformes; Cichlidae. The record is from RefSeq and is a predicted model, not a curated record. Gene Ontology annotation, biological process: protein deubiquitination. Gene Ontology annotation, molecular function: cysteine-type deubiquitinase activity; zinc ion binding.
UUGAGUGUUAGCAGGCUAACUAGAGAAAGAAAGCUAACUAAUCGUGAGAGUGGAAGUGGAGCUAAACGAAAAGCCAACUGUCAAAACAGCAAGGGGAACAGAAUUUUAGUGAAGUGAUAAUUCUGUUUGAUGACUACAUGAAAAGAUUUAGACCUAGUUAAUCAAAGACCGUGUUUGUCAGAUGCCCGAGGAGCAUUUUGGAUACUACAUCGAUUGUCCCAUUUCCAAACGGAAACCAUUUCUGGACAGACAAUUCGUGCUAGCUAGCCUAGCUAAGUGAAUAAUCCAGGAGACUUUUCAUUGUCACCUAAAAACCCAUACUGAAUGUUUUGUCUGUCAUGAGUCCGGCCGGGUGCUCCCAUGUGAACGGUUAUAAGGUGGAUAAUUGGAAACAAAAUCUUCGAGUCAUAUACCAAUGCUUUGUUUGGAGUGGUACUGCUGAGACCAGGAGACGCAAGGCCAAGUCGUGUAUCUGUCACAUGUGUGGCGCCCACCUGAACCGACUCCACUCUUGUCUCUACUGCGUCUUUUUUGGCUGUUUUACAAAGAAACACAUCCACGAACACGCAAAAAACAAGAGACACAAUCUAGCAAUAGACCUAUUAUAUGGUGGAAUAUAUUGUUUUGUGUGUCAAGACUACAUUUAUGACAAAGACAUGGAGCAGAUUGCCAAAGAGGAACAGAGGAAAGCAUGGAAAUUGCAAGGCAUAGGGGAGAAGUACACGACGUGGGAGCCGACCAAGAGGGAGCUAGAGUUAUUACGACACAAUCCAAAGCGGAGGAAAAUCACUACAAACUGCACCAUAGGUUUACGAGGGCUAAUAAAUCUGGGCAACACGUGCUUCAUGAACUGCAUCGUUCAGGCUCUGACACACACACCACUGCUACGAGACUUCUUUCUCUCCGACAGACACAAGUGCGAGAUGCAAUCAAACUCCUGUCUGGUGUGUGAGAUGUCGCAGCUCUUUCAGGAGUUCUACUCGGGCCACCGUUCGCCCCACAUUCCAUUCCGGCUGCUGCACCUGGUGUGGACUCAUGCACGCCACCUCGCAGGCUACGAGCAGCAAGAUGCCCAUGAGUUCCUCAUUGCAGCAUUGGAUGUACUGCAUAGGCACUGCAAAGGAGACACUAUCAACGACAAUGGCAAGAAAGCCAACAAUCCAAACCACUGUAACUGCAUCAUUGACCAAAUCUUCACCGGGGGCCUGCAAUCAGAUGUUACCUGUCAAGUUUGCCAUGGGGUUUCCACAACGAUAGACCCUUUCUGGGACAUCAGUCUGGACCUUCCUGGCUCUUCCACGCCUUUUUGGCCCCUCAGCCCUGGAGGGGAUGGAAGCACAGUUAAUGGCGAAAGUCACCUGUCAGGAUCCACCACGCUCACAGACUGCUUGCGCAGGUUUACGCGACCUGAGCAUCUAGGAAGCAGUGCCAAAAUAAAAUGUGGUGGUUGCCAUAGUUACCAGGAGUCCACCAAACAGCUGACAAUGAAGAAGCUUCCCAUCGUAGCAUGUUUCCAUCUCAAACGGUUUGAGCACUCUGCUAAACUACGGAGGAAGAUCACCACGUAUGUUUCCUUCCCCCUAGAGCUGGACAUGACACCCUUCAUGGCGUCCAGUAAAGAGAGCAGAAUGAACGGGCAGUAUCAACAGUCGGUUGAUGUAUUAAACAAUGACAAUAAGUAUUCCUUGUUUGCUGUGGUCAACCACCAAGGCACAUUAGAGAGUGGCCACUACACCAGCUUUAUCCGCCAGCACAAGGAUCAGUGGUUCAAAUGUGAUGAUGCCAUAAUCACCAAGGCUAGCAUUAAGGAUGUACUCGAUAGUGAAGGGUAUCUCUUAUUCUACCAUAAACAGUUCCUUGAGUAUGAGUAGUCUUUGUGACCAAUGACCAUGAAGAACCACUUGCUUUUAAAUGAGGCAGUCAUGUGACUGGCGACAGGAUGAAACACACAAAGCUACCUGAAACUUUCUGACUACCAGUCUGCUCCUCCAGUUCUUGAGGAUGAAAACAAACAAACAAACAAAAAGAGAUGUGUAAAAUUACACAUACUUUCAAAAGAAAACAAAACAAGCACUGAGCUACUUCUUGGCAUCUACUUGACAAAACUGAAUAAAGAGGAGGAGGAGGAGGAAGGGUCAGGCACCGCCAGUUCCAGGCUUGGGCAGAGGGAAGAGGCUCCACACCCCGUCGCUCUCUCUCCCUUCCCCUUCCUGCUGCAGGGGCAGAGUCUGAGCGUGACCGACUGUCACGCCGAUUGGUCAUAUCUGGAUUUUUUUUUCUCUCACAGUAUUCUGACCCCACCCCCACACCCCACCCUCUGUCCCUCUCCACCUCCCACACACUCUCCAUCUCUCUCCCAUGGUGCUCUCAUUUCAGCUGACCAAGCAUUUAACUUAGUGAUGAUGGAGGACAGUAUGUUGUCAUAUGCAUAAAGGACUGAAUGCAAAAAAAAAAAAAAAAAAAAGGACAAAAAAGGAAAUAUAUAAAUCAGCGUAUUAUGAACUUUGCAAGAACAUUUUUAAACUUAUGGUUAUGAUUCUUAUCAUUUGUGAAUUUAGUUAUGAAAUACUGUAUGAAUCUAGUAUACAUCUAUUUUUUAUGGGCAAAGAAAUAAUGGGAGAGCUUGGAGACGCUGCCUUUGCCAGUAGCUGGGGAAGCGCUGCCAUGGAAACUAAACAGAUUUGGACCUGUGUGUUCUCAUGUUUCAUUAUUUACUGUGUUGAUUGUUUCAUUUUUGUUUUUUAAAGUCUGGCUGAGGGCAGGGAAUAUCUUAUUUUUUUAGCGACUCGUUGAAUUUUUGUUUACUUGUUUUCUUUUCAGUGUCUUUAAUUUUUUUUUAAUUGUUAUUUUCAGUACAUUCAUAUGUUUCUUGCUGUCCUGGUACUGGAAAUUUCUUUUUUUGUUUUGACGUAUUAUACUUUCAUUCUUGUGGAAUUGUUGGUAUAAUGAUGGUGAUGACUAAUUGGCUCACCUUUUGCUGUUUAGAAAGUGUGUAUGUUGAAUGUGAGCUUUGGGUUUUUGUACUGUAUGACAAGAAGAUUCAAUACACAAAACUACAGAUCAGGUCCUGUAAUAUGUGAGGCUGAUGUGUUCUCUUCGAGUUGAACACCUUGAAUGUUUCUGUGCAAAGGAAAAAAAGAAGCCCUGUUAACAGCACUGCAUGCGAUUGGGCUCUCAUGGUCUUAUAUGUGAAAAAUUGCCCUUAGUAAUGGCUCGAGGCUUGUUGCCCGUCAUGAUUUGUUUCUUCUGUACUUUUGGGUGAGAAGGCUGUUUGAGAUUUCUAGUGGAUUAAACACAUUGCACAUAUAUGGGCCCUGUGCGACCGCAGUCUGGCUCUGCAUCCAUCAGUAUUAAUCUUCUCCAUGGCAACUGUGGAUGGUGUAAACCAGUUUGGCUUACAGUAUGUCUUGCCUCUGCAAACCUAGUGUUCUAUUAAAUUGUUUGUCAACUCAGACUUUAGGUAACACACAUAUGUGUCAGGGUUUUGUGGUCACUGAUUGUGUGUAUUAAAAAAAAAUUGACGGAUUGAAACUUGUAUUUAAAAAAAAAAAAAAGAAAAGAAAAGAAAAGGGGGAAAAAAGAGGACCAGGGCCCUAACCAAUCACAAAGUAAUGCCACAUAAAGAAGAAAAAAAGGAACCCCUGUUUGUUUAGCUGCUCUAUUGAAAACCAACAUGCAUAUCCUUUGGUCUCCUGCGUAACCUCAGCUCGUAGACAGUGAGGAAUUUCUGAAGGGUGAAAUUGAAGACUUCUGAAAUGGUCACACUGUGGUUUUGUUCUGUGGUGGAGCAGUUGAGACCGCCCAAAGGACAUUCAGGGACACAGCUGAAACGAAAAGGAAGAGGAGAGCUUCAUUCGUUUCAGUGAUUAAACUCAGAACAAAACUGGAAUAUGGAUAUGCUGUCUGUCUCAUUUCUUUCUUUUUGUUUUUGUUUGCACAUUAAAAUAUAUUUUCAGAAGUGAA